Dermatophagoides pteronyssinus (European house dust mite) is the source of this 698-nucleotide messenger RNA. RefSeq lists its product as uncharacterized. The record is from RefSeq and is a predicted model, not a curated record. NCBI's taxonomy places the organism in Eukaryota, Metazoa, Arthropoda, Arachnida, Sarcoptiformes, Pyroglyphidae.
UCCAAAGUUUUCGUGCAUGGUUUAUCGUAUUAAUUGAUGUGUUUUUGGGAAUAUUUGUAGCGGGAAUGAUCUUAUUACAAAUAUCACUAUUGACCAUAUGCGUGGCAACUACAGCAUCAUUACAUCAUUGUUGUGAUUUUAAUGAUCUAAGUAAAAAAUUUCGUUUAUUGUCACAACAAUUGUGUUUGAAGCAAAAUUAUUCAAAUAAAAAUUCUUUGCAAUUACGAUCAAUUUAUUUUGAACAUAUUCGUCUUAGUGGUUACAUAAUACGUGGAGAUCGUGAAAAAUGGAGUAGAGCAUCAUUUCAAUUUAUUAUGCUUGGAAUACCAUUCAAUGUUUGUUUUGUAUGCUUUUUGAUAUUUGGUCAUCCUGGUCCAAUUGAACAAAUUCUUUAUUUAUUUUUUACUGUAAUGCAUUUAUUAAUUACGAUAUUUCCAUCAGCAUCAGGAGCACAUGUUCAUAAGUGUAUGAUACAAAUUCGUUCGCAUAUUCCGAAAACUAUUCCAUAUAUACGAAAUAUACGAUUGAAAUUACAAUAUGACGAUUUUUAUAACCGUUUUAUGUAUGGUAAACCAUGUUGUUUUACAUUCGGUGUUAUCGGUGCUAUUACCUAUUCUACUCUUGUUCAGGUAUCAAUUGCUUAUGUUUCAAUAUUCACUAUGGUAGCUAGUUUUUAUAUGAAAAAUUUUAUUCAAUAA